Aspergillus campestris IBT 28561 is the source of this 1272-nucleotide messenger RNA. RefSeq names its product MCT family MFS transporter. Gene Ontology annotation, molecular function: transmembrane transporter activity. Gene Ontology annotation, cellular component: fungal-type vacuole membrane. The record is from RefSeq and is a predicted model, not a curated record. Gene Ontology annotation, biological process: transmembrane transport. Lineage: Eukaryota; Fungi; Ascomycota; Eurotiomycetes; Eurotiales; Aspergillaceae. Bases 1 to 1272 code for a protein of 423 amino acids. The transcript is spliced from 4 exons.
AUGUCGUCCACGUCGUCCAAAGAAGUAUCACCUGGCCCUGGGGAGAGUCAACUGCCGCCAGAAGAGGGUAGACAAGGCUGGCUGUGUCUGGUGGGCUCUUUUCUCUGUCUGUUCAGCUCGUUCGGGUUUUUGAAUGCCAUCGGCAUCUUCCAAGCCACCUACGAGGAAACCCUACUACGCGACUAUUCCCCUUCAUCCAUCUCAUGGAUCUUCGCCAUCCAGGUCGCCCUCAUGUGGGCUCCAGGGCCCCUCUACGGUCGCGUUAUCGACACGUACGGCCCCGCCCCAGUGCUCUACCCGGGCUGUCUUCUAGCCGUCCUGGGCCUCUGCAUGACCAGCAUAGCGCACGAAUACUACCAGAUAUUCCUGGCGCAGGGUCUCUGCUUUGGUCUCGGCGCCGGAGCCAUUUUCACCUCCGCAAUGGUUUGCGUUGGACAGUGGUUUGUGCGACGGCGUGGUCUCGCGGCUGGUAUUGCGACCAGCGGGAGCAGUCUCGGAGGUGUCGUCUUCCCGAUCUUCUUGCAUAAAGUGAUGAGCCAGGUCGGGUUCUUCACGGCUGUGCGGUAUGCUGCGCUCUUAGUGGGUAUUCUGCUGGCUAUUGCGUGUCUGCUGGUGCGACGGCGUCUGCCGGUGAAGAAGUGGGAUGGGGAUGCGAAGUGGAUGGAUAUGCGUCUGCUGAAGGAGACGUCGUUUGCGUCGUAUACGUUUGGAUGCUUUUGUGUGAUGUGGGGACUCUGGGCUCCCUUCGACUAUCUCACCAGCAUGGCCAUGGAGAAGGGCUUCUCAACGGGCCUCGCCUCGUAUCUCAUCUCCAUUCUCAACGCCGCCUCCAUCCCCGGCCGCAUCCUCCCUCCCCACUUAUCCGACAAGCUCGGCCACUUCAACAUGCUCACCACCUGCUCAAUCGGCACCGGCGCCUCAAUGCUCGUUCUCUGGCUCCCCUUCAAUUUCCACCCCUCUCACGCCGGCAUCAUCAUCUUUGCUAUCGCAUACGGCUUCUUCAGUGGCGGCGUCGUGUCCCUCGUCAUGCCUUGCGCUGCUAAAAUGGGCGACCUCGCUACGCUGGGCCAACGGUUUGGAACGUUCCAGCUGAUUAUAUCGGUGAGCUCGCUGACUGGCAUGCCCCUUAUGGGUGCUAUCCUUCGUCAUCAGGGGGAUACAAACUUUUCCGGGUUGCAGAUUUUUGCGGGAGUUGCUUGUUUGGUGGGGGCUGGGUUUUUGGCGCUUUCGACGCGCAUGCAGGGGGUGUUGAAGGGAACGACUCGUGUAUAG